CACAGCUUCUGCGCGAUAACGUUAAUAUCUGCCUAGCAAAAUCGUGUCAUGGGGUUUGUUUUUUUGUUUUAGAGUGGAUGUUGGAUCGUUGAAUCAGAAACACCUUGUACACUGAGGCAGCACUGUAUGAGUGGAUCACUCCGAGCACAGCGUCUGUGUUGUAGAGUCAAAAUGGCGUCUGCUUGCCCACUCAACGGUCGUUUAAUCCAUCUGUGAUUAGCACUGGCAGCUACAUUCAACAAGCAGUCACCAGCUGCUACUGUUUCGGGUUAUCCCCCCCACAAACACACAGAUAGCUACUUGUCCGGGCACAUUUCAGCAUCAUGUCGGACUCGGAGGAGGACAGCCAAGACCGACAGCUGAAGAUUGUAGUGAUUGGAGACGGUGCUUGCGGGAAGACAUCACUCGCCACCAGGUUUGCACAGGAGGCCUUUGGGAAGCAGUACAAACAAACCAUCGGCCUGGAUUUCUUUCUGAAGAGAAUAAGCCUUCCAGGCAAUUUGAACGUGACCCUGCAGGUGUGGGAUAUUGGAGGACAAACGUUAGGAGGGAAAAUGCUGGAUAAAUAUGUGUACGGAGCUCAUGGCGUCCUCCUGGUGUACGACAUCACCAACUACCAGAGCUUUGAGAACCUGGAGGAUUGGUUCAGUAUGGUGAAGAAGGCCAACGAGGAGUGUGAUAUUCAGCCUGUUAUCUCCCUGAUAGGGAACAAAGUCGACCUGGAGCACAUGAGGACAGUGAAGGCUGACAAACAUCAGCGCUUCUGCCAAGAGAACAGCCUCGUCAGUCAGUUUGUAUCGGCCAAAACGGGGGACUCCGUGUACCUUUGUUUUCAGAGAGUUGCUGCUGAGAUUCUUGGUGUAAAGCUCAACAAAGCAGAGAUAGAGCAGUCCCAGCGCGUGGUGAAGGCGGACAUUGUAAACUACAGUCAGGACACCGUGGCCAGGACAGUCAACCCCCCUCGAAGCUCCAUGUGUGUGGUGCAGUGACCCCAAUCUCACACCCACACACACACACACACACACACACACACACACACACACACACACACACACAAAGAGAAAGAUGUACAGUUGUCUUCAGUCAGUAUUCCUUUAUAUAUAUUUCUUUUCUUUGGGUAACUGGAUGAAACGUGUUCAGAUGGUGUUCUCUGUAUUCCUGUGUGUCAGCGAGGGCGAGAUGAAGAACAGACUGUGUGGUUUCAAGGCCUUGGCCUGUAGUUGAGAUAUUGAGCAGGGAUGAUUUCCUGGGUGGUUUACCAAAAAGGAAAAAGGAACCUCAAUUCUUUUCAAGUUUUCACGCAGCUAUUCUUUUUAUUUCUAUGAUUCAUCUUAUAUAUAAUAGACUCUUUCAGUGUUUACUUGAUUUCUGAAGCUGGUUGUUAAAAAGAAAAAUGACAACUAAUCAGGCGAUUGAAAAUAUUUUUAUAUUUAAAUAUAUUUUCCUCUGCCAUUACUGUUAGAUAUUCUCUUCAAUGAUCGUAUAUGCUCUAGUUUAUUCAUAAAGAUAACAGCAUCAACACCUUCAAAGUCUGUCUCUAUAGCUACAGCAGCAGAGUGCAUUCUGGGUAAGUGUUAAAGGGAAACAAACAGAGAGCUGAAACCAAAAGCUGCAUUUUAACAUGCUUCGGGAUGUUCGUUUAUGUCUGUGGUGCUCCUCAGUUGAACAGAGAGGAAAUAGGUGUUUAAUUUAGUGGACCAAAAGGAAUUUGUUUUCUAUUUGCCAACUAGCGGCUUGCUUGCAGUAGCAGUGCUGUGAUACUGUGUACCUUUUAUUUCACACUAGAAAUAUUUCAAUUUUACAAUCUUAAAGUCUAGAUUUACAUUUUUUAUUCUGUAUUCUUCAGUUUAUAUCCAAGUUACCUGCAGAAAGUAUCUCUCCUUCUAUUAAAGAUUUACAUUUCUACACUGUGUGACAGUGCUGGGGUCCUCCUCCUGAUAGGGGACGAUACAGAUGCUGUGUUAAGUGUUGAUAAAGCUCGAUGAAUAUGACACAGGAAGAGCUGAUUUCAAGCUGAGCACGAGCUGAGCUGAAAUGUACCAUGGUUUAGUAGAAGUCUUCACAUAGCCUUAUUCAACUGUCCGUUAUAGAACAGAGGUUUCCAUUGAAGGACGACUACGACGCAUUAAAUGCUUCGUAGGAUCUUCAUUUUGACCACAUGUUAAUAGUCUGUUUUACAGUUUGUGUGUUGUUAGAGAAGACUGACACGUUGUAAGUUUAGCCAGUUCUGUCUUAAUGGGUUUUACAUGAUAAUACAUGUUGGCAUGAUGGGAUUCAUUAUGGUAUCCACCUAUCAAAACAUCCACCAUGUGUGUACAAUAAAAGCAACCUGUGCUCCAUUUCAAAACUCACUGAAACUGAUUAGAAAUCCUCUGAAUGCAUCCAAUAAAUUCUGAUCAUGUAAAUAAAAUAUUUGAAUUAUAAGAAUGUACAGUUUAAAGUGAAUGUUUAGUUGACGUCAUAUAGAGGUAUGUAUUUGUGUUUCUGAAU
This is a messenger RNA of Scomber japonicus (chub mackerel), 2490 nucleotides long. RefSeq names its product RAB28, member RAS oncogene family (gene rab28). The coding region runs from base 324 to 989 and encodes 221 amino acids. The record is from RefSeq and is a predicted model, not a curated record. Gene Ontology annotation, molecular function: GTPase activity; GTP binding. Gene Ontology annotation, cellular component: Golgi apparatus; endosome. The transcript has 7 exons. NCBI's taxonomy places the organism in Eukaryota, Metazoa, Chordata, Actinopteri, Scombriformes, Scombridae.